GCCGCCACCAUGUCCGCCCACCUGCAGUGGAUGGUCGUGCGCAACUGCUCCAGCUUCCUCAUCAAGAGGAACAAGCAGACCUACAGCACCGAGCCCAACAACCUCAAGGCCCGCAACUCGUUCCGCUACAACGGCCUCAUCCACCGCAAGACGGUGGGCGUGGAGCCGGCUGCCGAUGGCAAAGGCAUCGUGGUGGUGAUGAAACGCAGAUCCGGCCAGCGGAAGCCCGCCACCUCCUACGUGCGGACCACCAUCAACAAGAAUGCCAGGGCCACCCUCAGCAGUGUCCGCCACAUGAUCCGCAAAAACAAGUACCGCCCAGACCUGCGCAUGGCCGCUAUUCGUAGAGCCAGCGCCAUCCUGCGCAGCCAGAAGCCCGUGGCGGUGAAGAGGAAGCGGGCGCGCCCCACCAAGAGCGCCUGAGUGCUCCCCCAUCAAUAAAGGUGUCAGCUGACUCCUC
Molecule: messenger RNA, 460 nt
Organism: Suncus etruscus (white-toothed pygmy shrew)
Lineage: Eukaryota; Metazoa; Chordata; Mammalia; Eulipotyphla; Soricidae
Gene: RPL28
Product: ribosomal protein L28
Exons: 4
Coding region: 10-423 (137 amino acids)
Biological process (GO): translation
Cellular component (GO): ribosome; cytosolic large ribosomal subunit
Molecular function (GO): structural constituent of ribosome
Source: RefSeq, a predicted model, not a curated record